AUGGCCAAGACAAUUCAAAAUACAAUAACGGGUCCAUGUCUUCCGGAUUUGCAAACCCUUUAUAACACCAGUUUCGACCGAAUCUCGUACGUCAACACAGUUUCCGUUGGAGCGCUGUGUAGUAAUGUUAACAAGCAGAUUGCUUAUAUGAUGUGUCUGAUCAUAAUAGGCAUAACCACUUCACUCUAUACCCUAUUCUGUGGCGGAGUCGAUUCCUUUAUUAACGUAUGGAUAGUGGAGAUGUGGGGACAGAAUUGCGGGCCAUUCGUACAGGGAUUGCAGUUUAUGUUGGUCAUUAACUGUUAUAUGGAUUGCAAGUGUAUUGGUAGGACUGGGAUUAGGUCCCAUAAUCGAUAA
Molecule: messenger RNA, 357 nt
Organism: Oppiella nova
Lineage: Eukaryota; Metazoa; Arthropoda; Arachnida; Sarcoptiformes; Oppiidae
Source: the annotation of a GenBank genome assembly